GCCUAAUCAAGAUAACAUAUCAUGAAACUUUAGAUGAUUCUAUAACGGAAGAAUUUAUCAAAGCGAAAAAAUGCUUGUGUUACUGUUUUCUACGCUCUUAUUUUACGGAGCUACUGUUUCUGAAGGAAAACUUUACAAGUUGGUAGUUAAAACCGCGGAUGUACCAUUUGCCGGCACCGAUGCCACAAUUCGCAUCCGAAUGCAAGGCUCAAAAGACGGAAAGAUAGAAAGAGAAAUAAAAGGAAGCUUUGAACAGGAUAAAACUGACAACAUUGAUGUAGACGACUACGACAUUGGAAAUGUCACAGGAAUGGACAUUAAACGUGAUAGCAGUGGGUUUGGGCCAGAUUGGAAACUUGACAAGAUCACCAUCCAUGUCGCUGGUGCCGUAGAUAGCAUCUUCAAUUAUAACGCCUGGGUCCCCAAAAACAAGUGGGUUAAAUUAACCCUCUCUUGUCCAAGUGGAUUUCGCAUAAAUGCAAAGGGUUACUGCGAUGUCUUGGAUGUGGAUGAAUGCAAACAAAAUCCUCCCAUUUGUGUACCCCCGGCCGAGUGUCAUAACACCGUGGGCUCAUACUACUGCCAGUGUCCACGUGGUUACGUCAAAAAAGCAAAUUCAAACACUGAGUGUGAAGAUGUGAAUGAGUGCAAUCAAGGUCAACCGUGUGAUCCGGUGACGUCAAAAUCUUGUGAGAAUCUUCCUGGUGAUUACAAGUGCAUUUGCAAGGAUGGUUACCAGAACUCAAAUCCCAAGAAAUGCAUAAACAUAAAUGAGUGUUCUUUGGGUACAGACUCUUGCGACAAGUCUAUCUCAACCUGUCACGACGUCGGUGGAACCUAUUUUUGUGUCUGUAAGGAAGGUUACACUCAGGGAGCCAAUAACAGGAUUUGUCAACCUGUCAAAUGUGGUGCCCUCAGCGUACCCUCCAGAAGCAAUGUGACACCACCAAGAUGCACUCAACUGGAUUCUAAUGUCUUUGGUGAUAAAUGCGUGAUGACGUGCAAAGACGGUUACGUCAUGGAUGACAUCCAACACGGAACUCUUACCUGUAGCAAAUCUGGCAGGUGGGAGGGAAACAUGGGCACGUGCAACCCUGUUCAGUGUCCUGCCUUGCCAGCCAUUGCAAAUGGAAAUAUAUACCCCUCAACAUGCACAACUACUGGCGUAAGUUACACACAUUUGUGUACGUACAGUUGUAAAAGCGGUUAUCAGCUCUCAGGGUUGGGGAGCAGACAAUGCCUAAAGGACAAGACCUGGAGUGGAGUGGCACCGACUUGUAUUCUAAUUGUAAGCAAGCCUUGGAUCGAGUGUCCGGAUAACAUAAGACAAGUUUUAGCCCCAGGAAAAGAUAAAGCUGAUGUUAGCGCUGUGUGGAAGUUGCCCGUUUCGAACGUGCAGGAAAUGAAAAUCAACCCGCCUGAAAUCUCCAAAGAUUACCUCUUCCCUCCAGGGAUGACAAAAGUCGAUUGGACAGUGUCCAACUCAGCAGGAACCGCUAGCUGUUCUAUGUAUGUUACUAUCAGUGAUGAAGAGCCUCCCAAGGUCGUGAGCUGUCCCAGCGAUAUCUAUCAAAUUUCCGACACACCCAAGGCUGUUUCUUGGAUUGAGCCGACCUUCAGUGACAACGUCGGAGUUACAAAUGUGGAGAACCAAUACAAAAGUGGCGAUGUUUUCCAGUUUGUUCCAACUAAAGUUGAAUACAGAGCGUUCGAUGCAGCAGGAAAAAGCGCAAAAUGCGAGUUUACCGUGACACUCAAACGACCGUCGUGCCACGACCCUGAUGGCCCUGUUGGCGGCACCAAAUCAUGUAACAAGGUCAGCAGUGCAUCUUCAUUCUGCACCGUUCAGUGCCCCAGUGGAAGCAAUCUGUACAAGCCACCACCUAACGUUUAUUUUUGGCAAUGCAAAAAUGGAGUCUGGAGUCCUUCUAACACAAUUCCGGAUUGUGUCGUGUCCUCCAAAAAAGACCCGAACACGACGUGCGAAGAAGGUCGAAUCGAAAUGACAGUAAUCGUCUUUUUUAAACAGGAAUUGCAUUGUGGUAAGUGUCCUGCUGGCAUGUACCAAUCCUCGAAUACUGAUUGCAGUCCAUGUCCCGCGGGAACUUACAAUGACCAGCAAGGAAAAACACAGUGCACGCUUAAGUGUCCCGCGGGUACUUCCUCGUUACCGGGAGCAAGUUCCGCUGUUGAAUGCCGAAACUUAUGUCCCCCUGGAAGGUUCUCCUCUGAUGGCCUGGGACCGAAUUGUCUGGAUUGUCCACGUGACACAUAUCAGGACAAACCUCAGCAGACAGAUUGUAUCUCGUGUCCGAACGGAGCCAGCACUGUCGCAGCAGGCUCAAGUUCGCUUAAUGAUUGUGGAGCGAAACCAAAAGUCUCUUUGGCUCAGCAAGAGGUUACCAUAGAUGAAAAGGAAACCAUUUCACUCGACUGUUUUGCACGCGAAAAGCCAACGCCCAUAUUCACAUGGAAAUUCUUGCGGGACAUUCCUCGUAAGUAA
Molecule: messenger RNA, 2503 nt
Organism: Pocillopora damicornis (cauliflower coral)
Lineage: Eukaryota; Metazoa; Cnidaria; Anthozoa; Scleractinia; Pocilloporidae
Biological process (GO): signal transduction
Cellular component (GO): cell surface
Molecular function (GO): calcium ion binding; protein binding
Source: RefSeq, a predicted model, not a curated record